AUGGCUCCGCAGCCAAUACCGUUCCCAGGCUUCACGCCUAUAAGUGACAGAGUCUACCUUCGCAAUGGCCAGGAAAAGGCUAAGCCCGCUCCAGCAAAUGAACCAACAACCAUCAUUAUUUACGGGUGGGGCGAUGGAAUGCCGAAAAACGUCUCUAAGUACACUGAUGGCUUCCAUGAACUGUAUCCAUCCGCUAGAAUUCUGGUCGUCCUAUCAAAAACCUUCCAUGCAAGCAGUCAACCGCUAGAUGACAGAAUCGAAGCUAUGAUGCCCCUUGUGGACACCAUCUUCCCUACCCCAACUGGUAGCUCGCCUGAUGAGCCAGAGCGUGUCCUGAUACACGCUAUGUCGAACACGGGCGGCAUCUUCCUGGCUGCUACUUUUGUCGCAUACCAGCAACGACAUGGUACGGAUAAGAAGUUCCCCCACCAGCUUCUUGUCUGUGAUUCUACGCCUGGUGGCUUGCAUUUCCCCUCGCAGGUUGCUCGCUGGUCUCGCGCAAUGGCGGUUGGUACCGCGAAGUUCUUUCCUUGGCCGCUCAUCAUCACCCAAGGUCUAUGGUAUGUUUACCUUUGGGCGAAUUGGGCACUGGAACAACUGAAAGGUACUGAGCCAUCGGGUAAUUGGGCUGUUCGGACUUGUUUGGAUCAUUCUAUUUGUCCGACCGAUGUUACCAGGCUCUAUCUUUAUUCGAAAGAGGAUGAGAUCAUUUGGUGGGAGGACUUGGAGGAAAAUGUGGCUGGUGUUAAGGCUCAGGGAUUCCCUGCUGAACUGGAGAUGUUUGAUGGCUCGCCGCAUGUUGGUCAUAUGAGGUUGCACCCGGAACAGUAUUGGAAUAGGAUAACUAAUUGUUGGAAAGAGACUCUGAAGACUCUGAACUAA
Penicillium angulare is the source of this 882-nucleotide messenger RNA. RefSeq names its product TMEM53 family protein. The coding region runs from base 1 to 882 and encodes 293 amino acids. The record is from RefSeq and is a predicted model, not a curated record. The transcript has a single exon. NCBI's taxonomy places the organism in Eukaryota, Fungi, Ascomycota, Eurotiomycetes, Eurotiales, Aspergillaceae.